This is a messenger RNA of Sphaerodactylus townsendi, 4688 nucleotides long. RefSeq names its product semaphorin 4C (gene SEMA4C). The transcript is spliced from 15 exons. Gene Ontology annotation, biological process: axon guidance; positive regulation of cell migration; semaphorin-plexin signaling pathway. NCBI's taxonomy places the organism in Eukaryota, Metazoa, Chordata, Lepidosauria, Squamata, Sphaerodactylidae. Bases 851 to 3370 code for a protein of 839 amino acids. The record is from RefSeq and is a predicted model, not a curated record. Gene Ontology annotation, molecular function: chemorepellent activity; semaphorin receptor binding.
AAGUACAAUCGACCGCUUUGUUUCGCGGCGAAAGAAGAUCGGGGAGUUCCGAGCGUCGAAGCAGACGCGGGCAAUUAAAAAUAAAAAGUCCAACCGGGAAGAGGUGCAAAUCCGACCUUUUCUGCCCACCCCGGCCCUCGACGAUGCGUAGACACCAGAGAGGCGCAGGAGUCUGCGGCUUGCAGCGGUCGGCCCGGGUGUAAAUUCGGGAGAAAGUGCCCCCAUCGUGCGCUUCUGCAGGACCGAGCCCCGGAAGAGGCUCCGCAGCGGCCCGAUCCCCUCGCGCGGGGCGUGGGAGAAAGCAGACGGCGUCCCUUUCCGCGGUUCCUGCCUCCCGCCCCGGGCUGUGACGUCAAGGAAGGAGGAGAGCCGAAGAAAGAAGGAGCGAAGGAGGGAGGGGGACAGAGCAAAGGGAAAGCGGCGGGUUUCCAGAGCGGGGCCAGAGACGCGGCGGCAGCAGCAGCAGCUCCGUCUGCGCGGGGAUUUGCGGGGGGCCCCUCUGGGCAGAGCAGCGGCCGUCCGGCGCCGGCUCGAGGGAGCCCUUGAAGUUUGGCGGAUCUUUUGCGUGCGUGCGCGUGCAGUCUUCUCUCCCGUUGCAGGCGAGGGAGGAGGCUGCCCCGAACCCUCCUGGGAGGGGAGGCUGUGAUUUUGGAUCUAACUCCUGCCUGUUCCCUUUGGCCAAGACAGAAAACAGGGCAGGGCAGGGCGGCCAGCCAAGGAGCAGCGGGGCGGCAGCGAAGCACCCAGACGGAACAAGGGAGAAGGUGAUCACAGAAGGACUUCAUAAGGCGGCCAGCGAUAACUCCCAGCGCUUCUCUAGUUGGAGCGAGAACUUCACGUCCCGGACAGCAUGGCCGUUGGCCCCCUUGGACUGUGUCUUCUGGCCACAGUGGCUUUGAGUGUGGACUCUUCUGUCAGCAACUGGUGGAAUUUGGUGCCAAGGAAAACAGUGCCCUACAAAGCACUGAAGGAAGUGACAAAGCAUUUUUCCAAGGCCGGGGUGUUUGACUAUACCACACUGACGUUGGAUCACACCAAAGGGCUUCUCUACGUUGGAGCUCGAGAAGCCAUUUUUGCCCUAAGCACCAGUACUGUGGAACUCAAGGAAGCGAUCUUCUGGGAGGCUCCAUCAGAGAAGAAAGCGGAGUGCAUCCAGAAGGGCAAAAGUAACCAGACCGAGUGCUUCAACUACAUCCGUUUCCUGCAGACCUACAAUAGCUCUCACAUGUACACCUGCGGCACUUACGCCUUCCAGCCCAAAUGUGCCUACAUUGAUCUGGCCAGUUUCUCUCUCAACAGGCUGUCCUUUGAAGAUGGCAAGGGGAAGUGUCCUUAUGACCCUGCCAAGGGACACACAGGCCUCAUUGUGGAUGGAGAUCUGUAUUCAGCAACACUCAACAACUUUCUGGGUACCGAGCCUGUGAUCCUGCGCAACUUGGGCUCUCGCUCUUCUGUCAAAACGGAGUACUUGCCUACCUGGCUCAAUGAACCCCACUUUGUGGGCUCGGCUUACAUCCAGGAAAGUCUAGGAAGUGAGAGCGGAGAUGAUGACAAGGUCUACUUCUUCUUCAGCGAGCGGGCCUUGGAGUAUGACUGUGACACAGAGCACCUGGUGGCCCGGGUAGCCAGAGUCUGCAAGGGGGAUUUGGGUGGUGCCCGCACACUGCAGAAGAAGUGGACGACGUUUCUGAAGGCACGGUUGGUGUGCUCCAUUCCAGAGCAGCAACUCCAUUUCAACCGGAUUCAGGGGUCCUACACACUGAGCGGGGACUACUGGCGUGACACCAGCUUCUUCGGGGUCUUCCAGGCACGCUGGGGAGGAGUGGAUGUUUCUGCUGUCUGCCAAUACCAGAUUGAGGAUGUGCAGAAAGUGUUUGAAGGACCCUACAAAGAGUACAGGGAGCAGUCCCAGAAGUGGGGUCGAUACUCAGACCAAGUGCCAACCCCCAGGCCUGGAUCUUGUAUCACUGGCUGGCACCGGCACAACAACUUCCACACGUCCAUGGAGCUGCCGGACAACACCCUCAACUUUGCCAAGAAGCACCCGCUGAUGGAUGAGGGGGUGGCACCCCUUGGAAACCGGCCCUUGCUGGUCAAGAAGGAUGCCAACUUCACCCAGCUGGUGGUAGAGCGAGUGCACGCCCUGGACGGCAAAGCCUACGAAGUGCUGUUUAUUGGAACAGAUGAUGGCUGGUUGCACAAAGCUGUGAUGUUGCCCUCAGGUGUCCAUCUUAUUGAAGAGCUGCAGAUCUUUGACCAAGCCCAGCCUGUCAAGAGCCUGGUGCUAUCCCCACAGAAGAGGGUGCUGUUUGCUGGUUCCCACUCCCAAGUCACCCAGCUUCCUGUAGCCGAUUGCAGCAAGUAUCACUCCUGUGCCGACUGUAUCCUUGCCAAAGACCCCUACUGUGCCUGGAGCAGGAAUGGGAGUUCCUGUGUUCGCAUUGACACCUAUGACGGGUCCUCGAUGCUCUUCCAGGAUUUGGGAGUGCAGCCAGCAAUCUGCAGCCCCAUGCGUGCAGUCAGGCCAGCUGCCAAGAUAAUUGCCAAGAACAUCACAGUGAUGGCAGGCACGGACCUGGUGCUUCCUUGCCGCCUUACUUCGAACUUGGCCAAGUCCCGCUGGACCUUCAAUGGUCAGGAGCUGCUUGAAGAGCAGACCUCAGUGUUGUAUGACUCUCAUCUCCAGGCCCUGAUCAUCUUGGGUGCUAGUCCAAGGCACACUGGUACCUACAAGUGCUCUCAGGUGGAAGAACGGAAUGAACUGACAGCUGAAGGUUAUGCUGUAGUGGUGGUCUCUGGCCCUGCCCUGUCACUGGAAGCACGGGCUCCCCUAGAGAACUUAGGCCUGGUGUGGAUGGUGGUGAUUGCUCUGGCAGCGGUGUGUUUGGUGCUUCUGCUGGUGGUGUUAUCCUUAAGACGCAGACUGAAGGAGGAGCUUGAGAAGGGCUCCAAAGCUAUUGAGAGCACUCUAGUCUACCCCAUUGAGAUACCAAAGGAGUCCAAGAGCCCCACCUUCAUCCCCAGCACCACCUCAGACUCUGACGAGAAGCUAUGGGACCCAGCCAGCUACUACUACUCAGAUGGCUCCCUUAAGAUUGUGCCCGGUCAUGCUAUGUGCCAGAAUGGAGGCACCACCCCUUCUCCCACCACCAAUGGCAUCCCUGGCCAACCACUCCAGUCCCCGCCCCUCCAUUCACCCAAUCGCAUCAACCUGGGCAACAUUCGUGGCUCUUCUUCCAAUGGCUACAUCCGCCUCAACCUUGGUGCUGAAGAGCGGCCGGACUACAGUGACCUUGCGGAGGAGCUGCGCCGCAAACUCAAACAAAGGCAGGCACUGCCUGACUCCAACCCUGAGGAAUCAUCAGUAUGAGCUGUGCUGUGGACAUUUACCCUACACAACUACCUCAUAAACAAGGCUGGGAUCACUGCCCUUAGCCAGGACUACUUUUUAAAGAAAUCCUAUUUAAGGACUUGCUACAGGCAUUCUUUUUCUAACGCCCUCUUUAAAUCCUCAAUUUUUAUACACUCCCCAUGCUCCUUUCCAUGUUCUUCAGUGUUUUUUUUCAACUGUGCUUCCUUCUAGCACAUUCCCGAGGACUGUAUGGGAGAUAUUUUCAUUCUUCCUUUGCCUUGGAUGGUGAGUAUGACCUCACUGACCCACUGAUGUACCCAUGGAUGGACUGUUGGGCCAAACCCAGGCCUGUUUCUUGUUGUAGUGGCCAAUGGUCACGUUUGAUAGGUCAUUGGAAAAGACUGGGCGUAGCCUGGUUCCCAGUACAAAGCUGCCAUUGGCUCCUUGCUGUUCUGUGUCUCCCUUUUCUUUCACAAACUGCCCGAUUACUACCAGCUGUUUGCAGUAGAGGGGCCAAGUUCGUGGAGUGGCUGCUUUCCCAUGAAUGGAACACUAGGAACAAGUGUGAUGAUCAUAUGAGUUUACCCCUCCAGCUCCUGUGGAUCUCCUGUUUCUUGUGGGACUGGGCUUUUUAAAGGCAAAUGAAUUGUGCUCUUUUCCUAGGAAAAGAGGAGUGUGAGAAUUGAGUCAGGCUCGAGACGUUGGAUGCCUGAGGCAGACAAUCCAUGUGGCAAACCCUCCCCCCCCCGCCCCCCCAUGUAAACACAUGCACUAAUGAUCCCGGGACAGUCUAGGAGAAAUUCUUCUUUACAUUGACCUGGCUGGGAAGAUGCAGGGUCAUUUCACAGAGGCUUCUGGAGGGGAACCUCCUGCUGGGUCUAGCCUCAGGAGCCAAGCUGGUCCAAGUCCUACUCAGCUGCCUUUUAUGGUUCUCCAAAUCAGCCACAUGCUGGGUUCACUGUGUAUGUGUGAGAGAGAAACAAAACGAUUUCCUUUUUUUAUUUAACUGCUGUGACUAAACUGAUCUUCCCUCUCCCCCCUUUUGGGGUGGGGAACAUGCGGUGUAGAUAUCCCCAUCCCUCUGGCUGUGGCUCUUCCUUACCCUUGCAUGCCUCACACCAACAGCAGCUGGUUUCACACUCCUUCCCCUCUUUGUACCUUUUUUAAAAUACGUGAGUAAAUAAUACAUGAGAAAGGCUUGAGAAGAGCCCCACACCUGCCCCCCCCCCCAGGCCUACAUCAAUUCCAGUGUAAUUUAUUUGUUACUGAAAUAUAUUUAUUUGAUGUAAAUAUCUGAAUAUUUUUAUAUUAAUAAAGUUGAGAAAGAAAGAAAAAA